GUUCUCUCUUUCCUUGCCGUUAUAAAAUCCAAUUUCGGAUAUCUGCUGACUUGGUUCAAAGCUACACAUACAAUUUACAGUCAACAAGAGACGUCAUUCUGAAUGUGGUCCUACCUGUUCAUGUGAUGAGCUCUGUGUUCUAAUGUGAUGAUUAAGAUGAGGGCUGCAAGGAUUAGUCCAGGAAACAAGACGAUGUUCGUUUUAUUGGCUUUAAUGGUGACUUUCAAAGGUGCGGAGGGUCAGUCGGAGGUUCCGCCUGUCGGCCCCGUCCGGGUGAAUGCUGAGGCGGGAAGCCGGGUCACUCUCUCGGUGUUGUUCAGCGUGGCGGACGACGCGGUGGUCAAGUGGUCUAAGGGCUCCCUGCCGGUGGUCACGUGGAAGCUGGGUUCCAACGUUCCCGCGGACGUGGCUGGCGCACACUCGGACGUGCUCCGGCUGGAGAGGGACGGCUCGCUGUCUCUGGUCGACGUGCCGCUGUCUUACAGCCAGAACUACACGGUGGUGUUCACCAAGUCCGGCGUCGCUGACGCCCAGGCCGUGUUCGAACUAAAGGUGUAUGAGCGUCUACAGAACGCCAGCAUCACUCCAGAGCCGGCGCUGGCGGUGGAGGGCCUGGAGGUGUUCUCUCUCAGGUCCUCAGUCCAGCAGGGCGAGGUGGAGAGGAGGAGGUGGUUCCUGGACGGGGAGGAGAUCAACAGCUCCUCUCCCCACUACUCCCUGCAGGAGGAGCAGCUCCUCAUUCACCAGCUGGGGAGGGGAGAUGCUGGGAGCUAUAGCCUGCAGCUCCGUAACCCCCUCAGUGAGGUCAAAGUUCACCUGAACCUCACUGUGCUCUACGGUCCAGAUGAACCCGUUCUGGAGGUGCUUCCUGCUCAACCUUUUUACGAGUCUGGAGACUCUGUCACUCUGUCCUGCCGAGCCGAGGGCUUCCCGGUGCCCUCUGCUGAUUGGCUGUUUGGCGGUGGGGUACAUCCUGGUUCUCAGCGAGGCGUUCUGACCCUGACCGAUCUGGUCGUAGCCCAGGGUGGGUCCUACACCUGCCGGCUACGUGGAGCGCGGCACACGAAAAGCACAGUCCUCCUCAUCUAUGAGAGACCCGUUGGUUAUCCAGAGUGUUCGGUCCACGCCACGGUCAGCAACGACCUGCAGUACCGCUGCCAGUGGCCAGGGGGCGACCCCAGGCCCAGCCUGGCCUUCCCGAGCGUGAGCAACGGCAGCGUGACGGCCGGGGUCCUCAGCCUGACGCUGGCGCCUUCUGAGGGCCUGGACUGGAAGACCAUCGUCUGCCGCGCCCAGCACCCGCUGCUGGAGGCCAGCUGCAACGUCACCGCACGUCAGCCAGUAGAGUUCCUACCCAGAGUGGGCGCUGCCGUGGACCCGGAUGGAAGGAUCGCCGUCACCAUAGAAUGUUUGAGCGACGCAGUGCCCGACGCCGUGGUUACCUGGCUCAGGGCGGGGCAGGCCGUAAGCAGCAGCAACCAACACCAGAUCAGCGCCAACACCACACAGCUCACCGUGCGACACUUCAACAUCAGCGAAUUCAUCAGAGAAGACUUCAGCUGCAUCUGCUCCAACCCUCUGGGCAACAAGAGCCGGACCACCCGGUUACGAGGUCCCUCUAUCUCAGAUUCAAGUCUCUUACCAAACCAGGAAGGGACGGCCGUCACGUUGACCUGGGAGGUUCCUCCGUUGUCCCUGGUUACUGGAUUUGACGUCCAGAUGAGAGGACCAGCCUUAGACGAGACCCUCCAGCGGUCCGGUGAGUUCCGCUCCAUCCAGGUGAAGCCGGGGUGGGCUCGCAGUGCGGGCGUGCUCCACCUGGACCCACAGUCCACCUACCACUUCCGGGUCAUCCCCAGUGCUGGGAGGACGGCCGGGGAGCCCUCCAUGCAGAACCGGAUCGGACCAGGCGACGGUCUGAGCGGCGCGGCGGUCGCUGGGAUAGCAGCGGGCAUCCCCUGUGGCAUCCUGGCCCUCCUCAUCUCCACCGCCCUCCUCUACCUCAGCGUCUCCCGCUGUAGGAGGUCAGGACAACCCAGAUAUCCUGUGUCUCGGGCUGUUGAGAAGGCAGUAGCAAGCCAGCCUGAUUCCGCUCUGCCAGACUACAACAAACUCCAUGCUCCAUCUGAACUGUCAUUGGCCGUCCCAAAGUUUGUCCCGCCUCCUCCUGUCAGAACUGCAACAACUGUUUAAAGAAGCAAAACGAUUUUAUAAAUGUGUGUGUGUGUGUGUGUGUGUGUGUGUGUGUGUGUGUGUGUGUGUGUGUGUGUGUGUGUGUCUGUGUGUGACUAUUGUUUGAGACCAUCCAGUUAAAUUUCGUCAUACUAAUUAUUAUUUAUAAUCUGUUUUAUUAUGAAUAUAUAGUUCUACAAUUACAGCAGAACAACUAUUUAUUGAAUAAUGAAUAAGGUGAACAAUUUUAACAAUCGGGUUUUAGAACAUUUUUCAUUUGGUUGUGAACAGAAACAUCUUACAUUUUUAGUGCACUUACUUUUAACUGUCCCACAUGAUCGGUUCCCUAAAUAAUAAGUAAUCCAUCCACUUUAAAUGUGGUACAAUGUCUAAAUUAUUUCACACCUUAUGUUUAGUUCGAAUUGAAAUUGUUAACAUAUUACCUGCUUACACUAAUAAAUGUCUAAAGGAUUAAUUUCCUCUGUUCAUCAUUUAAUUUGUUUUACACAAAAGUGCAUUAGACUUGUUGAAGGGAUAAUGUGAUGGAUUUAAUCUCAUUCUGACUUGUUCUAACUUCCUCUACUCACGAAAUGUUGGCUGCUGCCCAUGCUCUUUAGCCGUCAUAUUUUAAGCACACUAUCUCUUCACAUGAACCUGUUGCUUGAAUAAAUGUUUCCUAUUUCUA
Gadus macrocephalus (Pacific cod) is the source of this 2857-nucleotide messenger RNA. RefSeq names its product V-set and immunoglobulin domain containing 10 like (gene vsig10l). The record is from RefSeq and is a predicted model, not a curated record. Gene Ontology annotation, molecular function: protein binding. The transcript is spliced from 13 exons. Lineage: Eukaryota; Metazoa; Chordata; Actinopteri; Gadiformes; Gadidae. Bases 148 to 2193 code for a protein of 681 amino acids.